This is a messenger RNA of Labeo rohita (rohu), 1243 nucleotides long. RefSeq names its product C-type mannose receptor 2-like. Lineage: Eukaryota; Metazoa; Chordata; Actinopteri; Cypriniformes; Cyprinidae. Bases 56 to 1060 code for a protein of 334 amino acids. The record is from RefSeq and is a predicted model, not a curated record. The transcript is spliced from 4 exons.
UGAAGCUCAGAGAUACUGCAGACAGAAUUACACUGAUCUGGCCACCAUUGAGAACAUGGAGGAAAUGAACAGGCUCUUUAAAACAGUGCACAGGGCUUACUAUGGUAAAGCUUGGAUCGGUCUAUAUGAUGAUAUGAACAUCUGGAGAUGGUCUCUGGAUAAUACAGAAUUACAGGGAGGAUUUAAAAGCUGGUAUGUUCAGCAACCAGUGAACUCCUAUGGACAGAGUCUGUGUGUGUACAUGUCAUAUUAUCAGGGAACAUGGAGUGAAGCCCCUUGCUACUAUACACUUCCAUUUGUUUGCUAUGAUGAAAGAGUGAACGCUACUACGAGUUAUGUGUAUGUUUAUCAAUACAAAAACUGGACUGAAGCUCAGAGUUACUGCAGAGAAAAUCACACAGACCUCGUCAGUAUCAGGAAUGAGACUGAAAACAUCAAACUUCAGACAUUAUUUCGAUAUUAUUCCACUUUUUGGAUUGGACUGUACAGAACCAGAUCUUGGUCAGAUCAGAGCAACUCUUCAUUCAGUAACUGGAGGACAGGACAGCCAGAUAAUGCUGGAAACAGUGAAUACUGCACUGCAGUGUCAUUUAGAGACUCUGGGAACUGGACAGAUGAAAACUGCAACAUUGCAUUACCUUUCAUUUGCUACAGUGCAUCAUCAUCACCCCGUCAGUAUCACUUUGUCAAUGAAUCUAAAACCUGGACUGAAGCUCAGAGAUACUGCAGACAGAAUUACACUGAUCUGGCCACCAUUGAUAACAUGGAGGAAAUGAACAGGCUGAUUAACACAGUUAAUGGGAGUUACAAUGGUUUAGCCUGGAUUGGACUGUAUGAUGAUGUGAACAGCUGGAGAUGGUCACUGGAAAACAAUGAUUUCUAUCAGGAGGGAGAGAGAGAGAUUUCAGAAACUGGUACCAUGAACCAAGCAAGUCAGCAAAUGAACUGUGUGUUUACAUGGAUUCUAAUGGAAACUGGUUUGAUUAUCCAUGUGACAACUAUUUCUUAUUCGUUUGCUACAAUGGAAGAGGAAAUUCCUCUCAGAAGUAUGUUCUGGUAACUGAGAGAAAGACCUGGACUGGAGCUCAGAGCUACUGCAGAGAGAAAUACACAGACCUGGCCAGUGUGACGAAUGAGACAGAGCGUCAACAGAUACUGAAUGUUACACGUUAUUAUUAUAGUUAUGGGUAUUAUUAUGGGUAUAAUGUAUGGAUUGGUCUGCACAGAAACAGACUGUGGUCAG